Molecule: messenger RNA, 3134 nt
Organism: Mycena citricolor
Lineage: Eukaryota; Fungi; Basidiomycota; Agaricomycetes; Agaricales; Mycenaceae
Source: the annotation of a GenBank genome assembly
AUGUGGAACUCCAUUCUCGUCGCUCUGCUCGUCUUUGUAUCCAAUGCCCUUGGCUCGAGCUCGCAUCAUAAGUCGACUCUGCAAUUGCGCAAUUCGACUGGCUUAACCGAUGUCGUCUCUUGGGAUCCUUUCUCGCUCUCGAUCAUGGGGCAGCGGGUCUUCAUACUUUCAGCGGAGAUCCAUCCCUGGCGACUGCCCGGUAACCCGGAGCUUUGGGCGGACCUAUUCCAGAAAGUAAAAGCAAACGGUUUCAACACCGUCUCGUUCUACACGCACUGGGCACUGCACUUCCCGACGCCGACCACCAACAACUCACAUGGUGACUUCCAACCCAACACGUACCGGGACAUGGAACUGUUCAUCCAGGAGGCUAAAAAUGCCGGCUUGUGGUUGAUCGCUCGACCUGGACCUUACAUCAAUGGAGAAACUACGGGAGGAGGCUUCCCGGGUUGGGUCGGAAACAUCGCAGGAUCCCUUCGCACCAACAAUCCCAACUACACCCAAACGUGGAUACCUUACAUGACCGCGAUCACACAGAUCCUUGCUCGCAAUCAGGUCACCCAAGGUGGUCCCGUCAUUCUCAUCCAGUCGGAGAACGAGUACAGUGCUGGCUCUACUCACUCACCGUACAUGCAAGAUAUCAUCAACCUGUAUCGCGCAAAUGGCAUUGUGAUCCCGAUCACAUUCAAUGAUCAGCACAGUGGAGCUGCCGGCAACUUCUCACCGGACAAAGGAGGGGAGGGUGCAGUCAACAUCUAUUGCGGGGAUUCAUACCCCCAGGGUGGAAACUCUUGGAGUCAAGUCCAGGCCAUCUAUUAUUCAAAUCACAAGGCUGUUGCGCAAUCCAACCCUCUAUGUUUGGCUGAGUUUGGUGGUGGCUUUCUCAUCAAUUGGGGAGGUCCUGCAUUUGGAGGCACUGGCUAUGAAAAAUUCAGUCUCAGCCCAGGUCUGACCAAUGCAGACUACGAAAAUGUCUUUUAUAAAGAUGCAAUCUCACAAACUGCUACCAUUCUAAAUAUCUACAUGAUAUAUGGUGGCACCAACUGGGGUCAAACUGCUGCACCAGUUGUUUUCACAUCUUAUGAUUAUGGUGGAGGAAUCAAUGAGAACCGUGUGGCAUUGACCAAAAUGAAUGAGAUGAGACUGCAAGGUGCCUUUCUCCGGGUAUCCCGGGAUCUUCUUGGAGCAACUCUACUUGGGAAUGGGACAAACUACACCACAUCCUCUCUGGUUCAUGUAGCAGAGUUGAGGAAUCUGCAGACUGGGUCUGCCUUCUAUUUUACUCGUCAAAACAGUUCUCCAUCCACUGCAUUGGUUACAACUCAAAUCAAUGUUCAGACAUCUAUGGGCUCUUUGCUCAUCCCCAAGACUGGCAGUAUCACAUUCAAUGGCCGUGAUAGCAAGAUUCUUGUUAUUGAUUACAGCUUUGGAGCCAGUGCAAGCAAGAUCUUGUAUUCAACUGCAGAAAUUAUGACCUGGACCACAAUUGAUGGGACAGACUAUGUCAUCAUUUAUGCUGCUGCAGGUCAGACAGGAGAAACUGCCUUCAUCUUCAAUCCUUCUGGCCCAGUGAAAGUCACACUAUCCAACCCCCAAGUUACAUCCAGCAUUGUCAAUGGUACUCUCAUUCUCAACUACACACUGAAUGGAACAGUAUUUGUGCCAAUCACACAUGGUACAUCUCAGCUUGUAGUCAUUCUGGUGGAGAAAGAUCUGGCAUAUCAAUGGCAUGCUCCACUUAUUGCUGGGACUGGGAAUUUUGGAAAUUAUUUCUCAAUUGGAACUAAUUCAACUGUGCUGGUUUCUGGGCCAUAUGUUCUACGCACAGCUACUAUCAGCAGUGGAAUAUUGUCUUUGACUGGAGAUCUUAAUGGAACAACUUCUAUUGAGAUUGUUGCUCCUCAAGCUGUCACUGGAUUCAAAUGGAACAAUGCAACAAUCUCAACUAGCAAAACCACACAUGGGUCCUUUGUUGCUACUAUUGGCACAAAGGUUGCCCUGUCUCUUCCAACACUUGGACCUUGGAAAGUCUCUGGCAGCCUGCCUGAGAUUGAUCCCAACUUCAAUGAUUCUUCAUUCACUAUUGCAAACUUGACCACAACCAAUUAUACAAACUUGCCACCACUUUCUGGAUCGCAAGUCCUGUACUCUCAGCAAUAUGGAUUCUAUGGUGGAAACCUUAUCUUCCGGGGGCGUUUCCAGGCUACAGGUCAAGAAACUGCAGUCGACCUGACAGUCAUGUAUGGCUUUGCUGGAGGCUACUCAGCCUGGUUGAAUGGGAUUUUCCUUGGCUCCAGUCAAGGAAAUGCCACUGUCAGCUCCUCCUCUGAUGUUUGGGUAUUCCCCAGUGGUGCAGUCAAAUCAGGAAAGACUAAUGUACUGGUUGUUCUUCAAGACCACAUGGGCCUUCCAGAGUCAAACAGCAAUGGUGCCAAGGAGCCUCGUGGCAUCCGGGGCUACGCUUUGAUUGGGGCCAGUACCAAAUUCACAUCUUGGACUCUUCAAGGCAACCAGGGAGGUGCUGCUGGUGCACCAGAUACCUUCCGUGGUUAUCUCAAUGAGGGGGGACUGUAUGCAGAGAGAAUUGGUGCUCAUCUUCCUGGUUUCCCAGAUUCAUCAUGGGCUGCAGGAUCACCACUGACUGGUCUCACUACUGCUGGAGUCAACUUUUACCGCACCAGCUUUGAUUUCCCAGUGCCUAAUGGUGUUGAUGCCCCAAUCCGCCUUUCAGUAAUCCGGAGCAGUGUUGUGCCACCAGCUAAUUUCAGGCUCCAAAUCUACCUCAAUGGCUGGCAAGUGGGAAAGUAUGUCAACAGUAUAGGGCCACAGACUGAUUUUGUACUGCCUGCUGGGAUACUUCACCGCACUUCACCCAACACCUUGGCUAUCUCACUUUGGGCAAUGGAUUCUGCCGGUGCUGCAGUGACAGGUCUCAAGAUCAUUUCUGAUGGCAUAUUCACCACCUCACUGCCAUUCAAUGACUACCUGGCUCCUGUGUUCUCCCCAGUACAGAGAGCUGUCCGGCCAAGUGACCUGGGCCAGGCACCUAUGUAAUAUCUUUUCUAUUGUAUCUUCAAAGUAGUAUACAAUGUUUGAUAUUUUGUUCAAAUGCCAGUAACUCUUGUGCAAAGACA